Sinocyclocheilus rhinocerous is the source of this 1379-nucleotide messenger RNA. Its product is annotated as geranylgeranyl pyrophosphate synthase. The transcript is spliced from 4 exons. Gene Ontology annotation, molecular function: prenyltransferase activity. Lineage: Eukaryota; Metazoa; Chordata; Actinopteri; Cypriniformes; Cyprinidae. Bases 318 to 1295 code for a protein of 325 amino acids. The record is from RefSeq and is a predicted model, not a curated record. Gene Ontology annotation, biological process: isoprenoid biosynthetic process.
AGCUUCCUGUCCAACCCAGACGUGACAGAUCAACUGAAGACUCUCUGGCGCGUCUUAAAAAUCUAUUUUACAUUCAUUUAACGGGUUAUUACAGUAAUAAGGAUGAUGAUUCGCCGUUUUGAUCGCGUUUUUAAUGAGCUGUGAAUCGAAGUGGAGUUAAAUUGUCGUCUUUGGCUAACCGGCUAAUGCUAGCGAGCGGGCAUGGGAAAAGCUGGGGAAAAUUGAAAGCGGAAGUGUGACGUGCUGGAUUACGAAAGCGGAAGUGCUAGCGUGCGGAUUGUCGAUCUGGAAGCAGGUUUCUUUGUAGAAACGGAGGGAUGGACGGAGACGAAAGAGCAACUUCUGAAAGGAUUCUUCUGGAACCGUACAAGUACUUGUUACAGCUGCCAGGAAAACAAGUCCGAACAAAACUCUCGCAAGCGUUCAACCACUGGCUCAACGUCCCAGAGGACAAACUUCAGGUGAUUAUCGAGGUGACUGAGAUGCUGCACAACGCCAGUCUGCUGAUCGACGACAUUGAAGACAGCUCCAAGCUGCGGCGCGGUUUCCCGGUGGCCCACAGCAUCUACGGCGUGCCGUCGGUCAUCAACUCCGCCAACUACGUCUACUUCCUAGGCCUGGAGAAGGUGCUGACGCUAGAGCACCCCGAGGCCGUGCACGUCUUCACCCGUCAGCUGCUGGAGCUGCACCGCGGCCAGGGUCUGGACAUCCACUGGAGGGACACCUACACCUGCCCCAGCGAGGCGGAGUACCGCGGCAUGGUGCUGCAGAAAACCGGUGGCCUCUUCGGCCUCGCCGUGGGCCUCAUGCAGCUCUUCUCCCACUGGAAACCAGAUCUGAAGCCGCUUUUGGACACCCUGGGGCUCUUCUUCCAGAUCCGGGACGACUACGCCAACCUGAACUCAAAAGAGUACAGCGAAAACAAGAGCUUCUGCGAGGACCUGACGGAGGGCAAGUUCUCCUUCCCCACCAUUCACGCCAUCUGGUCGCGUCCUGAGAGCACGCAGGUGCAGAACAUCCUCCGGCAGCGCACGGAGAACGUGGAUAUCAAACGCUACUGUGUGGACUAUCUGGAGAAGGUGGGCUCGUUCGCUUACACCCGUCACACGCUGCUGGAUCUGGAAGCCGAGGCCUAUCGCUUGAUCGCUGAGCUCGGAGGGAAUCCCGAACUGGAGGCUCUGGUGAAGCAUCUGAGUCGCAUGUAUAAAGAGCCCGGGGGCGGAGCUUCGGCCAGCCAAUCGAAAGAGCUCAGAGGCGGAGCUUCGGCCAAUCAAAACAAUGACUCUGCACUGUGAUUUAAACUGUACUGUUACUUUGACUCCACAGCAAAUUGCCUUCAGUCUAAAGUCUGUCGUUUUGUCUUUACUGGCCUCUUAGUU